GUGUGGUGUGUGCGUGUCUCGCCUCAUUUAACUGUGUGGGUGCUGUGAAGCAUCGUUCCUCGAGGGGCUGCGGUUCUCCGACUUUCGGAUGUGUCUCGACUCCAGCACACCUGAAUGGCACGGCUGAGUUACCUCCUCACGCAGCUCAGCCAGGAGAGGUCAGUGACAGAGAUGAUGGCAUUGUUCAGUCACCUGGAGGCCAAGACUGUUGCGUAGCCGAAAGCCAGAAAAACUGCUGUCAACUUUUUGUCAGCUUAAGAGAACUAGAAACCAAACUUAGAGACAUGCAGAGAGAGAUGGAGGUCCUGAAGUCACAAGUUCAAGGCAACAAGGUAGCAUUUGGCGCAUCCAUAAGUACAGGUGGCAAUAUAGGACCUUUUAAUACCGGCACCAUACUGGUCUACAAAAAGGUCUACUUCAACACAGGAUCAUUCAACCGGGGAACAGGCAUUUUUACAGCUCCUGUCAAAGGAGUCUAUUACUUCAGCUUCUCUGGACAUAAUAUAUCAUCUAAACCAAUGGGCCUGCAACUGAUGAAGAAUGGAGAGCAGAUGGUCACUGUCUACAACCAUGUUGCUGGAAACCGUUAUGAGACAGCAACCAAUGGGAUGACUCUGCAGCUUGAAGUUGGAGAACACGUUUACAUGAGACUGCGUGAAAACACCUGGAUUUUUGACAAUUCAAAUGAUCAUAGUACCUUUAUUGGUCAUUUAUUAUUUCCUCUGUAAGGGUUGUGAACAAUUAACAUCUUUUAUUAAAACUAAAAGGACAAAAGUGAAUUAGAGUUUGUUUUCAGUAAUGCUUAGUAAAAAUACUUCUUGUUAGAGGCAUAUUUUUGAACAAAAUUAGAAUCGGUUUAUGUUGUGUCUUAAAUGUGAGACACUAUGAUUUAUGCAUUUUCAGCAAAUUCAAAAUCAUAUUUGACCUAUUAAAUUAUUGGUAAUAUUUUUUUAAUUAAAAAAAAUCUGAUUUAAAGAUUUUUUUUU
This is a messenger RNA of Xiphophorus hellerii (green swordtail), 986 nucleotides long. Its product is annotated as cerebellin-4-like. NCBI's taxonomy places the organism in Eukaryota, Metazoa, Chordata, Actinopteri, Cyprinodontiformes, Poeciliidae. The transcript is spliced from 4 exons. Bases 285 to 728 code for a protein of 147 amino acids. Gene Ontology annotation, molecular function: protein binding. The record is from RefSeq and is a predicted model, not a curated record.